UAGUUUUGCUCAGGAAGUGAAGAUUUCAGGAGAAUUGUCAGUCUAAUCUACUCCGACAAUCUUAACUUCUGAUUCUAAUCGAGCGUUGGUAGAGUCAUGUCUCUGUUUGGCGAAUACCCGUGCAAAAAUGAAUCAGUCGCUCCAAUCUACAUUUCGUUUACUACGGUCGCGGUAUGUAUUCCGCUGUGUCUAAUUACCGUCGCUGGGAAUCUACUCGUUGUGUUGGCAAUCUUCAUCGAUCCAAACAAAGAUCUCAGAGCACCUUUUAACUACUUUGUGGCCAACCUUGCCGUUAGCGAUCUCUUGAUGGGACUCGUCGUCGACCCGACUGCGAUAGUGUACCAUGUAAUGGAAGGAGUUGCGAGAAAAGUACCCCCUUUAGUCUACCUUCACGUGCCGUACUUCAUUUCAUGUACAGGUUCUGUUCUCAGUCUAGCAGCUUUGACACUGGAUCGAUAUUUGGCGAUAACGUCUCCGCUAUCUUACAGAACACAACUGAAUCCUAAGCGAGCUGGUUUAGCGGCGGCUGGCAUCUGGACAUUCUCAUUGAGUUUCCCUUUCAUAUACCUUGUCACGGGCUACCUUACAUAUUCAUUUGUCUUUCUUCACACAGUCGUAGUUGUCACCCUCUUAGUCAUCCUUCUCACUUAUCUGAAGAUAUUUCGUGUGUUUAAAGAUCAAGUGAGACAAUGGGACUCUUUGGAUCAAACGAACGUGUUCAAUCAGGCUAAGAGACAGGCUGCAAGAUGGGAACAGAAAGUGACCAAGACCUUUAUCAUUAUGUUGACUCUCUUCUUGGCAUGCUACCUUCCUUCUUGUAUUUGCAUUUACAUUAUCAACUUAUGCGGCAAAGUCUGCAGUUGCAAUCUAAUUCACUGGGCAAGAGAUAUUCCUUCUCUACUAAUUUUAGCCAAUUCAGGAGUGAACCCAUUUGUGUAUGCCUUGCGGUUUGAAAAUUUCAAGAAAGCGUUCGUAAAGCUCUUGAGGAACAGAAAGUGUUGUCGACAACAAAACCCAAGAACUGUAGCAUUUGACAACGGUGGACAACUGACUUUAAGCAGUGACUAAUAAAAGGCCACAAACGGGCAAGAUGAGAACACAAAAAGUAACCAAGGCUGAUAUUGUCCCUCUUCUUGCUGUAUCUCCAGUUGUACCUUUAUUCCGGCAAUUAGUCAGCGAUUGUCAUUUUGUUUUGAUAACCUUUGAUCCUCGCCAUUUCAGGAGUGAAUCCGUUCGUUCGUGCUCAGGUUCCGAAAAGUGUUUUUAAAAUCCUCUGACGUGGAGCAGACCUGAACGUGAAGUACAAGUUGUAACCUUCAAAGGGAGUACUGCAAGUUGUUUUGAGUUGCGAACUAUAAGUCUUUCUUUAUCGAGAUCCUCUUAAUCUUUGGCUGGGGAAACCCAAACCAUUGAACUCAUCAGGAGCUCAAGUUAACAUAAUGCCGAGCGAAUUCGAUUUGCGUGAGUUUUAAAAAUUCUUCAUUGCCAACGAAUAGGAUAGGGAUUAAGAUACUAAACAAAGGAUGUUGGUAAAAAAGUGUAGACAAACCUAUCACGACUCUUACCCUCUCGAUUUUGUUCACUUCGGUACGUAUACAUGUAGUUAAGACCAUAUAAGUAAUCCUCUCGUAUGGACUUUUCUCUCCUGUAUGAGAUGAAGGGAGAGUCUUUGUAUAUUUCUUUGAGUAAAGGUCGAUUUUCUAAAAAAUGCCACUUGUCUGCUUAUCUUUAGAUUAGGUCUGAUGGACGAUUAUUGCGUUACAAAGGGCGGAAGUUUCAUUUUUUUGAUACUUCACUUCUGACACUUAAGACACUCAACUGAUUU
This is a messenger RNA of Stylophora pistillata, 1825 nucleotides long. Its product is annotated as histamine H2 receptor-like. Gene Ontology annotation, cellular component: plasma membrane. Gene Ontology annotation, molecular function: G protein-coupled receptor activity. Lineage: Eukaryota; Metazoa; Cnidaria; Anthozoa; Scleractinia; Pocilloporidae. Gene Ontology annotation, biological process: G protein-coupled receptor signaling pathway. The record is from RefSeq and is a predicted model, not a curated record.